AUGUCUCAACCAAUUAUACUAUACGAUAUCCCACGCACAGGGCCCGUAAAAGCCUUGUCUGGUAACAUGUUCAAAGUAAGGUACACACUUGCCUACAAAGGCUUAGCCUUCAAAUCCGUCUGGGUUGAAUCACAGGAUAUCGAAGAGCGGAUGAAAGCCAUUGGUGCCAAACCUACUGGGCUUAAACCUGACGGAAGUGAUUUCUACACUCUCCCUGUUAUCCAGGACCCUUCCACAGGUGCCAUUGUCUCCGACUCUUUCACCAUCGCAGAAUACCUCGAGGAAACGUAUCCAUCCACCCCCACCAUCUUCCCCCAUGGUAGCCAGGCCCUCAUCAGUACCUUUGAUUCCACUUUCAUGCAGGGUAUACGCCCGAUGUUCCCGUUGGUACUUACCGCAGUCCACGCGAGGAUAUUACCCACAAACGUGCCAUACUUCAGGCAAAGUACCGAGAUGAGAGUUGGUAUGACGCUGGAGGAAAUUUCACCCGAAGGUCCGAAACGCGAACAGCACUGGAAGAAUGCCAAGGAUUUUCUUGGGGUCAUUGACGGAUGGUAUUCGAAAAGCGACGGUGAACGGAUCAUGGGGGAUACGUUUUCGUACGCAGAUAUCAUUGUGGGUGGGUGGAUCAGGUGCUUUAGUGGGUUGUUCGAAGGGGAGAAAUGGGAGGAGAUCAGUACUUGGCACGGCGGACGCUGGGGUAGACUCCUCGAAGAGGUCAACAAGUAUCCUAUUCUAGCCUGAUACAUGAACAGCAAGAUUCUGUGACUGGAUGUCUACCUUGUUUUACCAAUAGCGGAUUUUCGGACAUUGCAUGCGGCCCACAAUAGUUCAAUGACACUGAAGGAUGCCAGCAUUCAGUAC
Molecule: messenger RNA, 864 nt
Organism: Serpula lacrymans var. lacrymans S7.9
Lineage: Eukaryota; Fungi; Basidiomycota; Agaricomycetes; Boletales; Serpulaceae
Exons: 2
Coding region: 1-744 (247 amino acids)
Source: RefSeq, a predicted model, not a curated record